AUGAGUAAGCGCCCAGAGGGUGGCUCUGGCGCAGAGGCGUCUCCUAAAAAGGCAAAGAAGAACAAUAGACCAGGAGAUUCCUCAAAACAAGCCCAAAAAACAUCAAAGAAUCCUGGAAAAAAGGGAAAGCAGGCAGUAGAUGGCGCCAAGCCCGUAGACAUUAAGACAUUUUCUACUUUACAAGAGUAUAAAGAGUUUAUUUCGCAGAUUUGUACAAAGGCUAUAACGUAUCCAGAGUCAAGUUUGAAGGAUGUGAAUGUUUUGUUUGAAAUAGUUGAGAAGAGGGGUGGAGGACCCGAACCGUUGUUAGAUCAUGUAAAAAGACUUGCUCUCUUAUCUCUAGUUUCAGUAAUAUGUCACAUGUUGCCUCGUGUAAGCUAUGAAUUGCAGGAUUCUGGAGCAAACGCUGUCCAAAAGGCUGAAGGGAUGCACGCAAGUGAUGUUAUUGAAGAGGAGAAGGCGAUAACUACAAACACUCUGGAACUCAGGGAUAAGCUAAUAAAGUUUAUAAACUCAAAUUUGACAAAGGGAAGUUCUAAUUCUGCAAAAAAGGGAUCAAGUUUGGCUGGAUAUUCCAGUCCUACCGCAAAUGCAGACUUGGGUAUAACGAGCAAUGAAAGUAUUUGUGUUCACUUAAUUUCUAGACUUACCUGUGCUGAUAACAGAGUCUGCAAUGAGCUAUUGAGUUUGUCUUUAAAAUACUCUAGACAUUCGAAAUCGUGUUUGAAUGCUAUAAACGAACUCUUUACCAGUGGAAGGAUUCCAGACAUACACCGAUAUUUGCAGUUUAUGUUAAAAUCACCGUUUAUUAACCACCUUGUUGUAGACAUCAUAAACAGGAUUCCAAUAAAUAAAAAGCAGCAUGAAUAUUCACUUUCCGAAUCUUCAACUGAUACCUCUGUUCCUUCAAAAAAGUCAAGCCAUGGGAAGACAAAGAAUAGGAACCUGAGAAAGAAGUGCGGAAUAAAUAUGAUGCAAUCUUGUAUAGAGGGGAUUGGGAAAUACGGAAUGAUUAUGGAUGACAAUAUACGCAUAGAGUUGAUAACAGAGAUCAGAAAUGCUUUAAAGAACAUGAACAAGGCACCAGUUUUGAUUUCCGGUUUAUCUUCAUCCAUAAAACUGGCAAAAAUGGUUAAGAAUAUUGAAUUCACAUGGAUUUAUGAAACAUUCAUAAGGCUUUGCAAGAACGCACUGCCGUUUCUGGUUCAAGGAGAGUUAUUCAAGGGCAGUGGAAAUUCCUUGGACGUGACUAAUAGUAUAAACUUUGGAUCACCAUUGUAUGCAUACAAGUUUUUAGAUUGUCUAGAAAAUUUGUCUGCGUUACUUUCAAAUUCAAAAGCGGUCUCAGAUAAUGAGAUUUUGGCACAGUUUUUGCAGGAGCUUCUAUCCAUAUCUCUAGUGAUAGAUUCCAACAUCGCUGCUCCAAUUCUUAUUUAUGUGAGAGACAUUCUGGCAAAGGUCCCCAAACUGCAGGAACUGAUAUCGUUGGAUGGUAUGAGGUUCUCAGUAUUGUCUAAAACAAAGAGCUCGUUUUGGGAGCUCCAGCUUCUUUCAUCGCACUUUUCACCUACAAUAAAGUCGAUUGCUAAUUCCCUUUCAGAUCCUACAGCAAUCGAUAGCAAACGGCCAUUUAUUUUACCAAUGGGCCACGGAAUAAACACCAGCAAACCUUGUCACAUGAGUGGAGUUGACGUUUAUCACAUUUUAGUUUCUAGUGAUUUCAAUGAGAUUUUAAAUUUCAGUUAA
Molecule: messenger RNA, 1746 nt
Organism: Theileria equi strain WA
Lineage: Eukaryota; Apicomplexa; Aconoidasida; Piroplasmida; Theileriidae
Exons: 4
Coding region: 1-1746 (581 amino acids)
Biological process (GO): DNA replication initiation
Cellular component (GO): nucleolus
Molecular function (GO): chromatin binding
Source: RefSeq, a predicted model, not a curated record